Rosa chinensis is the source of this 807-nucleotide messenger RNA. Its product is annotated as B3 domain-containing protein At4g01580. NCBI's taxonomy places the organism in Eukaryota, Viridiplantae, Streptophyta, Magnoliopsida, Rosales, Rosaceae. Gene Ontology annotation, molecular function: DNA binding. The record is from RefSeq and is a predicted model, not a curated record. The coding region runs from base 160 to 807 and encodes 215 amino acids. The transcript is spliced from 3 exons.
AAUUUGUGAUCUCGAACAGAGAUUUGCCUCCGGUGCACAGAGGAAGGCUGAAAUCAGAAAAACUCCGGGGAGCUAGCUCUUCCAUGAUCGAUCAGUCGCCGAUCGACAAGUUGUGAUUAAGCAUUGGUUUGGUGGUCGUGAUUGAUCGCAAGCCUUGCAAUGAGUGGUGUUUGGCCUACGUUUUGUUCCACAACUCCCCAUUUUUUCAAGAUCAUUCUGGAGAAUACUUCUAAAGACAUCAAACUUAAAAUUCCAAAGAAAUUUGUGAAGAGAUAUGGAGAACAUCUCUCAAAUUCAGUAUGUCUUAAGAUCCCAAGUGGUUGUGAAUGGGAAGUGGGAGUGACGCGAAGCGGCAAUAAGGUUUGGUUUGAGAAGGGCUGGCCUGCAUUCUCUAAAUUUUACUCCCUAGACUACGGUGCCUUCUUACUUUUUGGAUAUGAAGGGAAUUCUAAAUUCCAGGUUUGUAUAUUUGAUACUAGUGCCACAGAGAUUGCCUAUCCCGUCCAUAUAGAAGAAUCUGAUAACAUUAAUUGUGAAGAUGACAACUCUGUCGAAGUCCCGGACGAUUUCCCACAUUCCUGCCCAAAAACAAGGGAGAAAUCUCCAUUACCAUCUCCUAGGCCUCACAAGAGAAGAAGAAUAAGUUCAAAUAGUAAAGAAAAUUUUCAAGGGAAAAAUGAUAUUAUCAGAAAAGAAUAUGGUGGAGGCUUGUCUAGCACUCAAAGUUUUCGGAAAGGAACACAUAAGGUUUGUGGGAGGAUGCAUUCGUCAACAGCUAAUGUAAAAAGUAAAAACUAUAGCUCUUGA